Molecule: messenger RNA, 1480 nt
Organism: Cimex lectularius (bed bug)
Lineage: Eukaryota; Metazoa; Arthropoda; Insecta; Hemiptera; Cimicidae
Exons: 11
Coding region: 57-1460 (467 amino acids)
Source: RefSeq, a predicted model, not a curated record
ACUGUAAGAAAUACUUUUUUAAAUAAUAGCUUUAGAAUUAGAAUUUAUUUAAAACAAUGCUUAGCCUUUUUCUACUCCUGAACUUAAAUGGAUUCAUUGGAGUAUAUUCUUACACUUUCAAUUCAGCCGUUUCCAGCACAAAAUUCGAUGUAUUUGUGAACGUCGGAACUGUACUUUUUACCAAAGACGAUAUUUCAAAACCUUGCUGGAAUGUCGAUGAUUUAACUUUGCUCGCUGCAAGGCGAAUCAUGCAGGACCUUGUACCGAAAAGACUGCCAAAAAAUUUCAGAGCGCUUCACGCUUACGUAAGAAAGUGUAUGGGAAGAGUUCAGCAAGAGUGCUUAUCGAAUAAGACUAUUGAAAUAAUGAAAAAAGCCCUGUUUGAUGCUCUGGGCGGUUAUCUACACUCGGUCGCUAUUCCCCUGUUAAACGAGGGAUAUUAUGCGGGAAACGUCGAUUAUGAAACCAUGGCUGGGCUUCAUGGCCAACUGGCAGAUAUGAUGGCUUUUCUAAAAACUGAUGGGGGAGGCUGGACUGAUCCUUGUGACAUGUCAAAAAUUCCAACCAAGGUUUCUGUUCUUCCAAUGGAAAUGUGCAAUCUGGAAAACUCCUGCAAACCAUUUACUUUGCCGUAUGAUCAUUCCUGUGAAUCUGAAACGAUCAUUCCUAUGCCUUUAUUGGAUGAUGAUGUAAAUCCAAGUGCUAUAGCAAUUCCUUUAAAGGAACGCUCUCUAUACAGUUUAAUGUCAGAGUGUUCAGUUAAUUUACUGCCAAAAUAUUACAUCUUAGCAAUGAGAUGUCUCACACAUCGUUAUCCCACUGUGAACAUAGUAAAUUUCAAUCAGCGUUUACAAUGGUGGAUUUUAAACAAAGUUGCGCCCCAUCUGGAUACGAUAGAAAGCUGGUACCCCGGGUUUGGAGGGGUGAUGAGGAUAAUAGAGACGAUGAACCAAAAAGGUCUUUUAAUGGAUGACUUAUUAUUGAAACAGAAAGAAAAGAACAGGACAUCUUCAGUAUUGAACUCAAUUGUCAUCGAUAAUUCAAAAACUAGCACAAACUAUGAUGAUACAAGUUUUAGCGAUAAUGAUGAUGUUGGUCAAAAUUCAAUCGUCUUCAAAUUUAGCUGGUCUUGGAAAUCCAUUUUACUAAUGAUUUUACUCGGUCUUAUUUUAUUAUGGGUCAUCUAUUAUAUAAUAUGGGCAAUAAAGGUAAAGAUUCAAAAGCGUAAAACUCGAGGAUAUGUCUGUAUUAAAGAUGGAGAUUCAAAAUUAGUGAAUACAUUGGUAUCACUUUAUAAUGGGAUUAACAAAUCAGAAAAAGAUAUAUUAAGUCCGGAAACCGAUUACAGCCAUUCGUUGACUAGUACAAUCAGGACAUACAGUGACUAUGAGUCGAGCCCUAAAAGCUGCAAGCGGUGUUAUAAACAGCAAGCUGGCAAAUUCGACAGAGGAGUAAAAUAAAAAAAUGUGUAUAAUCUUUA